This is a messenger RNA of Coregonus sp. 'balchen', 7798 nucleotides long. Lineage: Eukaryota; Metazoa; Chordata; Actinopteri; Salmoniformes; Salmonidae. The record is from the annotation of a GenBank genome assembly.
AUGGUCUCAUCACGUACUGUAGGGGGACCUCUAACUCUAGUUCUUCUAAUGUCUGAUGGUUUCAUUGUCAUGAUCAUGUAAUCAGUCAUGUUCACAGUGAGGUCCUAUGAGCAAGCUUUACAGUACAGGCUUCCUGCCACUCCCUCUAACACUCUCACUAUCCACCACCCUAAAGGAAACAGGAUACUACAACAUCAGCCCCUCUCCUUUCACCUCAGAGCUUCAUCCAGGAGACACUCAUAUCACUCCUCCACUGAGGCUUCCUCAUCAUCAUCGUCUUCCUCAGCAUCUUCAUCAUCAUCAUCUUCUCCUUCAUCAUCAUGUUCAGAGUUCUGAUUCACCUGGCAGCUCUACCACUCUGGGUGACAGGUAUUAAAUCACUUACGAUGAGAAGCCUAACAAUUCUACGAAUGUCAUCAAACUGAAUAAAAUAUCCUCUCUCUCUCUCUCUCUCUCUCUCUCUCUCUCUCAUCUCUCGAUCUAUCUAUCUCUCUCCUCUCUCUCUCUCUCUCUCUCUCUCUCUCUCUCUCUCUCUCUCUCUCUCUCUCUCUCUCUCUCCACAGGAGAGUCGUUUAGUGGCAUGGUUAAUCAGAGCCCUGUUGCACUAAUAGAAGGACCUGGAGGAAACGUUCAACUCACCUGCAGCCAUGCUAUCCCUAACUACUACAGUCGUGGUGAAAAGUUUUGAGAAUGACACAAGUAUUGGUCUUCACAAAGUUUGCUGCUUCAUUGUUAUGAGAUAUUUUUGUCAGAUGUUACUAUGGUAUACUGAAGUAUAAUUACAAGCAUUCCAUAAGUGUCAAAGGCUUUUAUUGACAAUUACAUUAAGUUUAUGCAAAGAGUCAAUAUUUGCAGUGUUGACCCUUAUUUUUCAAGACCUCUGCAAUCCGCCCUGGCAUGCUGUCAAUUAACUUCUGGGCCACAUCCUGACUGAUGGCAGCCCAUUCUUGCAUAAUCAAUGCUUGGAGUUUGUCAGAAUUUGUGGGUUUUUGUUUGUCCACCCGCCUCUUGAGGAUUGACCACAAGUUCUCAAUGGGAUUAAGGUGUGGGGAGUUUCCUGGCCAUGGACCCAAAAUGUUGAUGUUUUGUUCCCCGAGCCACUUAGUUAUCACUUUCGCCUCAUGGCAAGGUGCUCCAUCAUGCUGGAAAAGGCAUUGGUCGUCACCAAACUGUUCUUGGAUGGUUGGGAGAAGUUGCUCUCGGAGGAUGUGUUGGUACCAUUCUUUAUCCAUGGCUGUGUUCUUAGGCAAAAUUGUGAGUGAGCCCACUCCCUUGGCUGAGAAGCAACCCCACACAUGAAUGGUCUCAGGAUGCUUUACUGUUGGCAUGACACAGGACUGAUGGUAGUGCUCACCUUGUCUUCUCCGGACAAGCUUUUUUCCCGGAUGCCCCAAACAAUUGGAAAGGGGAUUCAUCAGAGAAACUGACUUUACCCCAGUCCUCAGCAGUCCAAUCCCUGUACCUUUUGCAGAAUAUCAGUCUGUCCCUGAUGUUUUUCCUGGAUAGAAGUGGCUUCCUCGCUGCCCUUCUUGAUACCAGGCCAUCCUCCAAAAUUCUUCACCUCACUGUGCGUUCAGAUGCACUCACACCAGCCUGCUGCCAUUCCUGAGCAAGCUCUGCACUGGUGGUGCCCCGAUCCCACAGCUGAAUCAACUUUAGGAGACAGUCCUGGUGCUUGCUGGACUUUCUUGGGCUCCCUGAUGCCUUCUUUACAACAAUUGAACCUCUCUCCUUGAAGUUCUUGAUGAUUCGAUAAAUGGUUGAUUUAGGUACAAUCUUACUAGCAGCAAUAUCCUUGCCUGUGAAGCCCUUUUUGUGCAAAGCAAUGAUGACGGCACGUGUUUCCUUGCAGGUAACCAUGGUUAACAGAGGAAGAACAAUGAUUUCAAGCACCACCCUCCUUUUAAAGCUUCCAGUCUGUUAUUCUAACUCAAUCAGCAUGACAGAGUGAUCUCCAGCCACUGACACUCUCACCUGUGUUAACGAGAGAAUCACUGACAUGAUGUCAGCUGGUCCUUUUGUGGCAGGGCUGAAAUGCAGUGGAAAUGUUUUUUGGGGAUUAAGUUCAUUUUCAUGGCAAAGAGGGUCUUUGCAAUUAAUUGCAAUUCAUCUGAUCACUCUUCAUAACAUUCUGGAGUCUAUGCAAUUUGACAUCAUAAAAACUGAGGCAGCAGACUUUGUGAAAAUUAAUAUUUGUGUAAUUCUCAAAACUUUUGACCACGACUGUACAAGCUGGCGAGCUCUAUAGGAUAGAAUAUAAUAUCUAAAGAGCUGAUGGUCUCAUCAUGUCCUGUAGGGGGACCUCUAUCUUUAAUAAUGUGAACGUCUCUACAGUCUUAACCAGUCAUUUGCAUGAUGUAUUCAGAUCAUCAGUGUCCCUCCCACUUCACUGACAUGUUCAAUAUGGUGAAACCUGCCGUGGUCUACUGAUUGUCAUCUAUUCAUCUAUGUGACACUCCUCUUUUAUUCUGUACAUUGAUACCAGACUCUUUCCAGCACUCUCACAUAUAACGUGAUCAAACAUGUUCACAUUUCUCUUCACUGUUACUGUCUUAGUGCUCUGUGCUGCAGGUACAGUUUCAUAAUGUUUCAUUUAUUUAACCAGGAAAGUUGAGAAGUAAAUUGUUAUUUACAAUGACGGCCUUCUAUAGUUAUAGAUAUUGAUGUUUCCAAGCAUACGUUCACUUCACCUGAGUCUUGAUGUAUUCAGGUCUAACUGUAUCUAACUCUAUUGAUUUAAUUCUCACUGUAUCCUUACAGGUCUUGUUGUGGGGAGUGAAGUCACUCAGACACCCACCAUACUCUGGGGACUGAAAGACAGUGAUGCUCAGAUGAACUGCAGUCACACUAAGGGUGUAAACUACUACCAGAUGUACUGGUACAGACAGCGUCCAGGAGAGGGAAUAAAGCAGGUAGCCUUCACUUCUCCCAAUUCCAAAUCUGAGUAUUCAGGGGAUUUCAGUGAAGACAAAUAUCAUUUGGGGAUUUAAUUUUUCAUUUUCGGGCAAAGAGGGUCUUUGGCAAUUUAAUUGCAAAUUUCAUUUUUUUGGGGAAAUCUUUUUCUCUUUAAAAAAAUUUUUUCGGGAGUUUGGGGCAAUUUUUUUUUUUUUUUUUUUUUUUUUUUUUUUUUUCCAUCCGGCCGCGGCUUUAAAAAUUUAUAUUUAAACCCAAAAUUUAAAAGGGAAAUGUUUUAAAGGGGGAAAUUUUUAAUAAAAUUCUAUCAAAGAGCUGAUGUUUCAAUUCCUGUGUCUAAAUCUUUAAAUUUUAACCCCCCUCACAUCUUAACAGUCUUUUUUGUAAAUUCCAACCCCGGGCCCCCAAUUGGGGACUAAAAAGUGCCUCCGUGGAACUGGUCAACACUAAGGGUUUUUUUUUGGAAUUAAAGAUUUUCAGACUCCAAAAAUAAGGAAAAAGAAAUUUCCUUCACUUUUUUCCAAUUCUUCUGAAAAAUUUUCAGGGUUUCAUAAACCCCAAAAUUAUAAAUUGUUAAAAGACGGCCCCUAAUUUAUUUAAUUUUGAGGGGAAGAAUUUUGGGGGAGAAAAGGGAAAUUUUGUUAAUUUUUGGAUUUGGGUAAAGGGGGGGGGAAUAAGACAAAUACCACAAAAAAAGGGAUAAAAGGGGGCUUUCCGGGGAAGAAGGGGGGGAGGUGGGGGGAAAAUUUAUUUUGGGGAAAAAAAUAACAAAGAAACGGAAAAAAAAAGAGGGAAAAGGAGGGAAAAAAGGGCCCCGGGGCCCACCCCCCCCCAGGGGGAGGGGAAGGGGAAGGAGCCCCAAGAAGAGAGGAAGAGGGGUAAAGAGGGGGGGGGGGGGGAGAGAGGGGGAGGGGGAGGAAAAAAAGGGAAAGAAAAAGAAGGGGGGCCAAAAAACCCGGAAGGGAGAGAAGGAGAAAAAAGAGAGAAAAAAACAAAAAAAAGGGGGGAGAGAAGGGAGAGGGGAAGCGAGAGGGAGGAGGGAGAGGAAAGGGGGAAAAGGGGGGAAAAAAACCCCCGGAAAAAAAAAAGGGGGAAAAAAAAAUAAAGGGAAAAAAAAAAGGGGGGAAAAAAAAAGGGGGGGGGCGGGAGAAGAAGGAGGGGGAGAGGGGGGGAAAAAAGAGAGGGGGAGGAGAGAGAGGGGGGGAAAAGGGAAGAGGGGGAGAAAGGGGGGGGGGAAGAGGGGGGUUUUUUUUUUUUGAAAAAAACCCCCCCCCAACCCCCCCUCCUUUCCCCCUCUCCCCUGCCCCCCUCUCUUUUCCCUUUUGGCCCCUCUUCUUCCCUGCCCCCCUCUUUUCCUUCCCCUGUCCCUCUCUCUCUCCCCCUCCCCUGCCCCCCCCCUCUCCCCCCCCUUUUUGUCCCCCCCUCUCUCUUUCCCCCCCCCCCCCUCUCUCUCUCGCUCUCUGUGCCUCUCCCUUCUUUCUCUUCCGUAACCUCCCCCUUUCUCUCCCCUGCCCCACUUUCCCCCCUGCCCCCCUCUCUCUGUCACUCUCACUCUUUUUCCCCCGUAACCCCCCCUUUCCCCCCUCCCCCCAUCUCCCCCCCUGCCCCCCCCUAUCUCUUGUCACUCCCUCUUUCUCCUCCGUAACCCCCCCCCUCUUUUCCCCCUCCCCCCCCAUUUUUCCCCCCUGCCCCCCCCCCUCUCCCUUCCCUCCCCCCCCCCUCUCUUGUACUCUCUGCUUUCUUUCUCUAUUCCAUCGCCCAGUGGGGACUCAUCUGACCAGGCUUUCAUCACGUAAAGUCCACCAGGUUCUCUCAGCACUAUUGGGAAGCCCCAAUGUUACAGUUAUUCAAAUGCGCCAUAGUACAGUUUUACAACACUAUAUUAUGGUACCAGCAGUCAAUAGCAUAUAGUCUCAAACUGAUUGGAUAUGUGUAUUUUAAAGUAGGGCGUUUAAGGGUUUUUUAAAAAAGCCUUUGAAAAAAAAAGGAAUGGAAAAGAAAGAAGCAUUUUUCAGUUCUGUUCUGACCCGAAGGACGUGAGGUAUUUCUGUUUUGACCGAAAACAGGGGGGUAUUACGUUUGACCCGAAGACGUGCAGUGUAUUUUUGUUUGACCCGAAGUCAGGCAGUGUAUAUGUUCGACCUGAAGAAGUGCAGUUUGUUUCGUUUCUGCUGAAGUCAGUGCAGUGUAUUACUGUUCUGACCCGAAAACAGUGCGUGUUUACGUCUGACCCGAAGACAUUUUUAGGUAAGUUUUGACCCGAAGAAGUGCAGUGUAUACUGUCUGACCGAAGACAGUAGUUGGGUUUUGUUUGACCCGAAGACAGUGCGGUAUUCCCUGUGCUGCCUGAAGACAGUGCAGUGAUUACUGUUUGACCUGAAAACAGGCAGUGUAUAGUUUUGACCCCGAAGACAGUGCAGUUUUUAUUACUGUUUGACCUGAAGAAGUGCGGGUUUUGUUUACCUGAAGACAGUGCAGGUUUAUGUUUGACCCGAAGACAGGCCGUGUAUUAGUUUGACCCGAAACAGGCAGGUAUUAUGUUUUUGACCUGAAAAACAGUGCAGUGUGUUACUGUUCUGCUGAAGACAGGGGGGUUUACGUUUUUGACCUGAAGACAGUGCAGUGAUUCUGUUUGACCUGAAGACAGUGCAGUUUUGACGUUCUGACCCGAAGAAGUGCAGUGAUUAGUUUGACCUGAAAAUCACCAGGAUGAGGGUACCUUCUUCUUUCCAAAAACCCCCCUUUAUCCCUUACUCCUAAAUGCGUUACAAACAACACCCAGCAGACCUGCUAUCACCCCUUUUGGGAGAGUUGAGCACAUGGGGAAGUUGUUACAACCUUAUACCAAAUAAUGUGGGUUGUUUUUUUUUGAAGAACGGUUUUUGGGGAUUUCUUUAAAUUACAGCCCCAUUUUGGUGUUGAUUUCUGCAGAAUUAAAACAAGAUCAAAAACAAAGACUAAAAAAGACAAAUACUUUCAAUGAUGUAGUUACAGGUAUGUUCCACAAUACACCUUUAAAUUGUACAGGAGACCUGUAGGUGAACAAACAAGGUAUCUGCUUGAAUAUCAACAUAAGUUCUGUCAUCAAAGUGAUGUAAUUUCCUUCCCCUCCGGCAACUCAGUUCAGCGUCUCUAUUGACUUAUUUAAUUUGUACAUUUUAGUCAUUUAGCAGACGCUCUUAUCCAGAGCGACUUACAGUUAGUGUUUUUUUCUUCUUCAUAUUUCAUAUUGGCCCCCAUGGGAAUUGAAUCCACAACCCUGCCGUUGCAAACGCCACGCUCUACCAACUUAGCUACAUCCCUGCCGGCCAUUCCCUCCCCUACCCUGGACGACGCUGGGCCAAUUGUGCGCCGCCCCAUGGGUCUCCCGGUCGCGGCCUGCUACGACAGAGCCUGGAUUAGAACCAGGAUCUCUAGUGGCACAGCUAGCACUGCGAUGCAUUGCCUUAGACCACUGCGCCACUCGGGAGACGCGUUUCCUCUCACCCCUAUGGACUCUGGUCUAAAGUAGUGCACUAUAAAGGGAAUAGGGUGCCAUUUGGGAUGCAGUAUACAUUUGACACUCCCACUAGCUGACAACACAUCUCUGACUAUCUGAAAACCCUUUCUCCUUGUCCAUGUGACACUUCUCUCCAGAACCAUCAACAUGAUCACGCUCCUCAUACAAGUAGCAACUCUACUACUAUGGGUGACAGGUACUAAGUCCCUCAUGAAAUAUAUAUUUACUACUGAAGUAUGUUGCUACUGUAUAUUUCAUAUUGUCUGUUUUCAUCCACAGGGCUGUCACAAACAGACAAAGUUCACCAGACUCCUACUGAAAUACUAAAAAGACCUGAAGAUAAAGUUCAGCUCAGCUGCAGCCACAAUGUUUCAAACUACUACAUGAUACUGUGGUACCAACAGUCAGCCCAAAACACUGCUCUGAAACUCAUUGGGUAUGUGAGAUACACCAGUCCAAUGGUGGAAGAUUCCUUUUUAAAGAGCGUUUUUAAUGUGAGUGGAGAUGGUGCAGCUAACAAAAUGGCGUAUCUACAUAUUCCCAAACUGAGAGAAGCUGAAGACAGUGCAGUGUAUUUCUGUGCUGCUAGUGAUGCACCGUGUUUCACUAUACCCUCUCUCCUCUACAAAAACCCUCUCUGAUCCUCUCAUAUAAUACUGACUACAGCUCUAUACACCUGCACCUGUCUUCAACCACUUCAACAACACUUUGCUAUGAACCAUUUGAUAUCAAACAGAUGGUAAUGAUACUGUUAUAAGUGGCUGGUUUAGAUGAUUUAGGUGCACUUCCUCAGUUCUCCAGCAGGAGGAGGUGUUUCUCCACACAUAUUUAGAAGCGGCUGUAUAAGUGGCACUCUAUGGGCCCUGGUCAAAGGUAGUGCCCUAUAUGGGGAUAGGGGUCAUUGGGAUGAAAGCUUUUUAAAGCUGGCUCGCCCUACGACCCUUUCCCCACGAGGCGGCUGCCCUACCCCUACUCCACUAGGGGCCCGGCCGCCCUAGUACCUCCCCCAGGGGGCCUGGUCACCACCGUACCUCCCCCAGGAGGCCUGGCCGCCCCCACCGUAUCUCCCCAGGGGGGCCCGGCUCACCCACCGUACCUCCACGGGGCUGGGCCCUACCGUCCUCCCCUAGGGGGCUGGUCACCCUACCGUACCUCCCCAGGAGGCCUGGUCACCCUUCCGUACCCCAUGGAGGCCGGCUCACCUACCCCUACCUUCCCCACGAGGCUGGCUCGCCCACGUACCUCCCCCUAGGGGGCUGGUCACCCACCUACUCCCAGGAGGCCGGCUCCCCCUACCGAUCCCCUAGGAGGCCUGGUCGCCCUACCCUACCUCCCAGGAGGCCUGGUGCCCUACGUACCUCCCCUAGGAGGCCUGGCUGCCCCACC